GUUUUUGCUCCUCAGCUGCACCCCAUCCCCGCCACCAUGGCCCUGAACUUCGUCCUCCCCAGCGCCACGGCCCCCGCCACGGCGGUCACCGCCUCCCCCGCGACCUCCGCGCGCCCUGCCGCGACGGCCACGACGUCGACGUCGUCGCAGACCGCGACGCUGGGCGCCGUGGCAGCAGUGGCUGGCCUGGCGAUGCGGAAGAGGAACCGCAGCAAGAUUUCUCGCAACUUCUCGCUGCAGAUGCCGGCGCUCCCGGCCAUGCCCUUUAUGGUUCCCCCCAAGAAGACGGUGGUCAUCACCGGCGCCUCCAGCGGCCUGGGCCUGGCGGCGGCCAAAGCCUUGGCGGAGCAGGGAUGGCAGGUGGUCAUGGCUUGCCGCGACUUUCAGAAGGCUGAAAAGGCGGCCAAAGAAGCUGGCAUGGACCCGGAGAACUAUCAGGUGAUGCACUGCGAUUUGGCCAGCAAGCAGAGCGUACGGAAUUUUGUGCAAACCUUCCGCACGCAGUAUCAGUCCUUGGAUGCCUUGGUCUGCAACGCGGCGGUCUAUUUCCCCAACGCGCACAAGGAGGGCGUCUUCCUGCCGGGCCUCUUCCCCGGUGGCGGACCCCGCUGGAGCGCCGAAGGUCACGAAAUGAGUUUUGCGGCGAACUACUUGGGCCACUUCUUGCUGUGUAACCUGCUACUGGAGGACCUGAAGAAGAGCGCUCCUCGCGGCACCGCGCGAUGCGUCAUCCUGGGCACUGUGACGGCCACGGUGAACGGCUCGGAGCUGGGCGGGAUGAUCCCGCCGCUGGCGCACGUAGGAAACUUUGAGGGCUUGGAGCAGGGCAUGAAGGCGCCAGUGACCAUGCUGGAUGGUGGGGCCUUCGAUGGUGCCAAGGCCUACAAAGACAGCAAGGUCUGUGACGUGAUGUUGAUGAAGGAGCUGCACCGUCGUUUCCACAAGGAAACUGGCAUUGUCUUUACGUCGUUGUAUCCAGGCUGCAUCGCAGAAACGGGACUUUUCCGUGAGCACUAUCCGGUCUUCCAAAAUCUCUUCCCCGCGUUCCACAAGACGGUCACCAAGGCCUAUGUGAGCCAAGAGGAAGCCGGAAAACGUUUGGCCGCCGUGGUUGCCGACGACCGCUAUGGCACCAGCGGCAGCUACUAUUCCUGGGAGGGCGAGGCCGGGACCGGCGGCGGCGGUGGCCAAGAUGCCGUGAGCAACACGGAUAAGGACUUCGAUUGGUUCAUGAACUACGGCAGCUUCCGCACCCUAAGCAUCGACGAGAUCGGCGGAGAAGCGGGCGACGACCAGCGCUGCAGCAAGCUCUGGGAACUUUCGGAGAAGUUGGUGGCAUGAGCAGACAUCCAGGCGCACGGCGCAAGAUACGCCGGCCUGCUUGGAAAGAUGGAAUGGGUGUUUAGCGAAAUAAUUGGGUCGUGGGGUGUCGUAUGUUCUCGUGAGCUCUCUAAGGAAC
Molecule: messenger RNA, 1459 nt
Organism: Cladocopium goreaui
Lineage: Eukaryota; Dinophyceae; Suessiales; Symbiodiniaceae
Source: the annotation of a GenBank genome assembly